AUAUCUGUCAAAUCGCACCUUCGUCGUCUCGAUUGCAUUGAAACUUGAACACUUUCUGUUUUGGCAACUAAAAUUAUCAUAAUAGAUUUACAAGAUUUAGCAUGUCUAGUACAUCGCAGAAACACAGGAAUUUCGUAGCCGAACCUAUGGGAGACAAACCUGUUACUGAUUUGGCUGGCGUUGGCGAUGUUCUCGGAAAGCGACUGGAUGCAGCUGGGUUCGACAAGGCUCAAACAGUACUUGGUCAAUAUCUAGUUUUAAAAAAAGAUGCAGAACUCUUUAAAGAUUGGAUGAAAGACACUUGCCAAGCAAAUUCUAAACAAGCAGCAGACUGUUAUCAAUGUUUAAACGAUUGGUGCGAAGAAUUUUUGUAAACAACUAAGUGCUUGCCAUGCUUAUUGCUUCUAGUUUUUUUUUUUCUUUAAUUUGUUGGAUUAUACAUAGGCUGUUAACUGACUGAAUAUUUUGUGCUCGCAGUAUUGUGUUAUAAGCGAGAGAUUUUUAUUCUAAGAAAGUAGGAUGCGUCAUAACAAAUAAAUAUGCAUAUAUUUAAAUAAAUUGUUUAAUUUUUUUUGCAUAUCUCGUAGCAGAUAUGUUCCUGGUUAUUUAUUGCACGAACACGACAACGUAAACAUUUCGGCAUUAACUUCG
Messenger RNA from Wyeomyia smithii (pitcher-plant mosquito), 651 nucleotides. Its product is annotated as barrier-to-autointegration factor-like. Bases 102 to 374 code for a protein of 90 amino acids. The record is from RefSeq and is a predicted model, not a curated record. Lineage: Eukaryota; Metazoa; Arthropoda; Insecta; Diptera; Culicidae. The transcript has 2 exons. Gene Ontology annotation, molecular function: DNA binding.